Candida dubliniensis CD36 is the source of this 2268-nucleotide messenger RNA. RefSeq names its product putative alpha-1,3-mannosyltransferase (gene MNN15). Gene Ontology annotation, cellular component: Golgi apparatus. Gene Ontology annotation, biological process: protein O-linked glycosylation. The coding region runs from base 1 to 2268 and encodes 755 amino acids. The transcript has a single exon. Gene Ontology annotation, molecular function: alpha-1,3-mannosyltransferase activity. NCBI's taxonomy places the organism in Eukaryota, Fungi, Ascomycota, Pichiomycetes, Serinales, Debaryomycetaceae. The record is from RefSeq and is a predicted model, not a curated record.
AUGAGGUUCACAUUGAAAAAAAUAUCAUUUGUAUUGAUAACAUUAUUGACAAUACUGAUAGGAUAUUUAUUACUACAGUCAAUUGAUUUACAACGUAUACGGGAACUUUUACAUGAUGAUGAGAAAUUUGAUCUCGAGAGUCUAAAGCAAGCAAGUUUGGAGAUAAGAAAAGAGAUACAUUAUACAAAUUAUCUAUUCAGUGGAUAUGAUAAUUUUACCAAACAGUUUUCUGAUGACGAAACCAUCAAGCAGACUUCAUUAAAUGACAAAUGCAAACUAGUUUUCAAUCAGUGGAAAGUAUCACAUCCAGAUUUUGAAUUUAAAACUUUCGAACCUGAAUAUGAACGAUACGAUAAAUCUUCAGAUCGUAAGGAGUUAUUUUUCAAAGAGAGAAUUAAUGAAUUGAGGAAGCGUUUUGAAAAGGAUGGUAAUAAUAGGGAUAAAAAAUUCACAUUAUCAAGACUGGACAAUAAAACCAUAUCCCAUGAGUAUAUGAAGAAUGUGAAGCGUUCAAAAAAUGUGUUGCAAUUUAUGGCUGAUUUCGUAUCAAUGAUGAGAUUGUAUGGCAAGUGCUUUUUUGGAAGAGAAUUGGAUGACGAAUUAAAUUCUAUUUACACUGAGUAUAGGGGGAAACUUUUCCCAUUUAUAACCAACCAAGCUCCCAAAUUUAGAAAAGUUGGAGAAAGUGAAGAAUCUGGCUGGCCAAUUUAUGAUGAUCAGAAAAAUAUUAUUGACAGAAAAACGGAAUUUGGUAAUAAUCCAAUUGAAUUCCUUCAGAAGAACUCUAAGGGUAGGGGAAUAGUUAUAUCUGUAUCAACCAGAUAUGCAAAGGAUACCAUGAGAUUAAUUAAAAUACUCCGAGCAUUAAAUAAUAGACUACCUAUACAAAUUGUAUUUAAAAAUGACAUUACCAAGAAAAACAUUGAACUUUUGGAGUUUGCUGCGGUUGCAACUCCUGAAGAAUUAUUUGAUCCGGAAAUAAUUCGAGAUGGCGCUAAAUUUAUGCCCGAAUUGAAUUUAUUAGAAAACUAUAAGAAUUAUGGUUCUGAGUUCCCAGUUCAAGAUUUGACUUUUGUCAACAUUGUCGGUUGUGUUUCACGACCCUAUAGAUUUUCGUUCCCAGGUUAUUCUAACAAGAUUUUGGCAAUGCUUUAUUCUUCCUUUGAAGAAGUGAUUUUGUUUGAUGCAGAUGUUGUACCUACAGUGAACCCACAGGAAUUUUUUGAUUCGAAAUACUAUAAAUUGUCGGGGACUUAUUUUUUCCAAGACCGGUCAUUACGAGAUUUCAAUGAUUUCAUAGAGACAAAUUUCUUUAGUACUUUAUUUCCAAGUAACGAAAAAUCUAUUGACACUUUCUUUGAUAUUCCUAGAGUUGGUGAGAAAACUUUCGAUAAUAAAUAUAUGACCGGCUGGAGACAUUAUCAGGAAGCUGGAGUUGUUGCCUACAAUAAGAUGCAACAUUUCUUAGGACUUUUAAUGAUGUUCCCAUUAGCGCUUUGGACUGAGCCAGUGCAGUCUUCAAUUUGGGGCGACAAAGAAAUGUAUUGGUUGGGUUUGUCAAUGGCAGGAGAUGAGAAUUAUGAAUUUAAUCAUUAUGCAGCAGCAUCUGUUGGUGAAAAAGCUACUGAACAAAAGCACAAGUAUUACCCUAAUUCUGAAAGCAAUGAAGUAUGUUCGACGCAUCCUGGUCAUAUUGAUGAAAAUGGGAAGUUGUUGUGGAUAAAUUCUGGGUUUAGUUAUUGCAAAAAGAAUGGGUAUUUCAGAGAUAAAGGUAAAUUCCCAUUUUCGACAUUUGAACUCAGGGAUUUGGUUAAGCUUUAUAGUUCACCAAUAAAGAUUAGAGCAGGACUUAUCCCACCAGAUUUACCUAAUCAUCGAGAACCAGGAAGCCCCCCUGACACCAACCCUGAAAUGGAAUUUCGCAAAUCCUGGAAAUCACGUAAAAAGGAUAUUGACGAAAUCAACGAUAAAUUACCUGAAGGUCAAGAACCAUAUGAUUUUAUUAGUGAAUGGGGACCUCAAAAGGGGUGGGUCAAAAAUGGGAUCUGUUCUGGUUAUUAUUAUUGUGCUUAUGACAAAAUAACUAGUUAUUCAUCUGAAAGAGAGUUUGACACUGGGACACUUGUUGAAUUUGAUUCCAAAUCGAACGAAUUAUUUGAUUAUUUAAGUAAAAUAUGGCAUACUGGUGGAUCCAAAAUGAUGCCAAAAGUUAAAUUAGAAACUGAUAAAUCUGGAACUGAUCCAGAUAAACAACAACAGGAGAGUUGA